CAUUCUGGGUCCAACCCAAGAUGGCUGCGCCCUUGCAGAAGUGCUGAAGCAGUGCCUCUCCGGAGAAAUUAUCGGGAUUGUUUGAGAGAUUUCCACGGAAACCGUCGCACCAAACCGCCGAGCAGCGACGCUGGUUUGUAGAAGAAGACCAUACCACCGCAGUCAUCGAUAAGCGCGGCCCGUGCCUCGUGUGGCUGUGGCAGACUGUCCGCGUGAAGAUGGGCCUGGUCUCGAGCCGCUUCCCAUAGCGCCGCGCGGCGCGGAGAGGAGCCGCACGUUCCCCUGCAAACACGCGCCCGUGCAGCUCGGAUUUGACGGGUUUGACAUACUGUACAGGCUGUGGACGCUGCCCUACAACCUCCUGACCAGGAUAGUUUGUGCUACCGUGUCUGUCAUCGUCCGGAGGCGGAGAGCGUCCCCGGCCCGGGCUGACCCCGACACCGCCACCGCUCCGAGGGCCCUGAUGAAAAUGGACUCAGAUUUGCUUCAUUCCCCGGCCGUGGGCCUGGCAGAGGAAGAGGAGGCCGACAUGAAUGACUGGAAACUUCCACUGGCCUUCAUGAAGAAGCGGCACUCAGAGAAGAUUGAGGGCUCCAAGGCCUUAGCGCAGAGCUGGAGGAUGAAAGACAGGAUGAAGACUGUGAGUGUAGCACUGGUGUUGUGUCUCAACGUGGGAGUGGACCCUCCUGAUGUAGUCAAGACCUCUCCCUGUGCCAGACUGGAGUGCUGGAUAGAUCCUCUGUCGAUGAGUCCACAAAAAGCCCUGGAGACCAUUGGGGCCAACCUUCAGAAGCAAUAUGAAAACUGGCAGCCCAGGGCACGUUACAAACAGAGCCUGGACCCCACAGUGGACGAGGUGAAGAAGCUGUGCACGUCACUGAGACGCAACGCCAAAGAGGAGCGAGUCCUCUUCCACUACAAUGGCCACGGGGUGCCACGACCCACUGUCAAUGGAGAGAUCUGGGUUUUUAAUAAGAACUACACCCAGUACAUCCCGCUGUCCAUCUACGACCUGCAGACGUGGAUGGGGAGCCCGUCCAUUUUUGUCUACGACUGCUCCAACGCGGGAAUCAUCGUUAAGUCCUUCAAACAGUUUGCCCUGCAGAGAGAGCAGGAGCUAGAGGUGGCAGCCAUCAACCCCAGCCACCCGCUUGCCCAGAUGCCCCUGCCGCCCUCCAUGAAGAACUGCAUCCAGCUGGCUGCCUGCGAGGCCAGUGAGCUGCUGCCCAUGAACCCCGACCUCCCAGCUGACCUCUUCACCUCCUGCCUCACCACACCCAUCAAGAUCGCCCUCCGGUGGUUUUGUAUGCAGAAGAGUGCCAAGUUGGUGCCAGGGGUGACGUUAGACCUCAUCGAGAAGAUCCCUGGCAGGCUCAACGACAGGCGCACUCCCCUUGGAGAGCUCAACUGGAUCUUCACAGCCAUCACCGACACCAUCGCCUGGAACGUGCUGCCCAGAGAUUUGUUCCAGAAGUUGUUUCGUCAGGACCUGCUGGUGGCCAGCUUGUUCCGCAAUUUCCUGUUAGCAGAGAGGAUAAUGAGGUCAUACAACUGCACACCGGUCAGCAGUCCACGUCUUCCCCCUACAUACAUGCACGCCAUGUGGCAAGCGUGGGACCUGGCUGUGGACAUCUGCCUCUCUCAGUUGCCUACCAUCAUCGAGGAGGGCACCGCCUUCAGACACAGUCCUUUCUUUGCGGAGCAGCUGACAGCAUUUCAAGUGUGGUUGACGAUGGGAGUAGAGAACAGAAAUCCUCCUGAGCAGCUCCCUAUUGUACUGCAGGUCCUCCUGAGUCAGGUGCAUCGGCUGCGGGCUCUAGACCUGCUCGGGCGGUUUCUGGACCUAGGACCCUGGGCUGUCAGUCUGGCCCUCUCUGUAGGGAUCUUCCCCUACGUGUUGAAGCUGCUUCAGAGCUCAGCCAGAGAGCUGCGGCCACUGCUGGUUUUUAUCUGGGCUAAAAUCCUCGCUGUGGACAGUUCAUGUCAAGCUGACUUGGUGAAAGACAACGGUCACAAGUACUUCCUGUCGGUGUUGGCUGACAAUUACAUGCCAGCUGAGCAUCGGACCAUGGCUGUCUUCAUAUUAGCUGUUAUUGUCAACAGCUACAACACAGGACAGGAGGCCUGUCUGCAGGGCAACUUAAUAGCCAACUGUCUGGAGCAGCUGUCAGACCCCCACCCCCUGCUCCGCCAGUGGGUGGCCAUUUGCCUGGGCCGCAUCUGGCAGAACUUCGACCCGGCACGCUGGUGCGGAGUCCGGGACAGUGCCCACGAGAAGCUCUACACCCUGCUGUCAGAUCCCAUCCCCGAGGUGAGAUGUGCAGCUGUCUUUGCUCUGGGAACAUUUGUGGGAAACUCUGCUGAGAGGACGGACCACUCCACCACCAUCGACCACAAUGUAGCCAUGAUGCUUGCCCAGCUCAUCAAUGAUGGCAGUCCUGUGGUCCGCAAGGAGCUGGUGGUAGCACUGAGUCACCUGGUGGUCCAAUAUGAAAGCAACUUCUGUACAGUUGCCCUGCAGUUUAUAGAAGAGGAGAAGAACUACACAGUGCCGUCACCAGCCAACACUGCAGAGCCUGGUAAUCUGACUCCAGUGAGGGACAGCCCGGCAAUCCCACGCCUGCGAUCAGUCAACUCCUACACCAACAUCCGAGCUGCUACCACUGCCCGCAACCUGAACAAGAGCCUGCAGAACCUCAACCUCAACGAAGAGGGUGGACCAGCAGCCUUCUCUCCUGGUAACUUGAGUACCAGCAGCAGUGCCAGCAGCACCCUGGGGAGCCCUGACAAUGACGAGUACAUCCUGUCCUUCGAGACCAUCGACAAAAUGAGACGAGUGUCCUCUUAUUCUUCCCUCAACUCCCUCAUAGGUGUGUCCUUCAACAGUGUUUACACUCAAAUCUGGAGAGUGCUGCUACAUCUUGCUGCAGACCCUUUUCCUGAAGUGUCUGAUCUGGCCAUGAAGGUCCUUAACAGCAUCGCCUACAAGGCAACCAUGAACGCUCGGCCUCAGAGGAUCCUGGACUCUGGAUCUCUCACCCAGUCAGCCCCGGCCAGCCCCACCAGCAAGGGCACGCACAUCCACCAGGCUGGUGGUUCUCCUCCCAUGCCUAGCACCAGCAGCUCCAGCCUGACCAACGAGGUGCCCAAACCCCCAGCCAGAGAGCAGCCGGCUACACGCCCCCCUUACACACCCACAUUGGGAGGACAGGCGCCCCACUCCCACCAGUUCCCUCGCACUCGCAAGAUGUUUGACAAGGGACCUGAGCAGGCAGCUGAGGAUGGGGACGAGCCAGGUGGUCACAGGAACUACAUCAGCGCAGCCCUCCAGACGGGUCUGUGUGAUUGGAGUGCCAAGUAUUUUGCUCAGCCGGUCAUGAAGAUCCCAGAGGAACAUGACCUGGAGAGUCAGGUGAGGAUGGAGCGGCAGUGGAGGUUCCUGAGAAACGCUCGUGUGAGAAGGCACAGCCGGAGCAUCACACAAAGAGGUGUUUCCCGUCUGGAUGAUCAAAUAUUCAUCAACCGCAACCCUGGAGUGCCGUCUGUUGUGAAGUUUCACCCUUUCAACACCUGCAUUGCUGUGGCUGACAAAGACAGCAUCUGUUUUUGGGACUGGGAAAAAGGCGAGAGGCUGGACUACUUCUACAACGGGAACCCUCGCUACACUCGCAUCACAGCCAUGGAGUACCUGAACGGACAUGACUGUUCAUUACUGCUCACUGCAACAGAUGAUGGAGCGUUGCGUAUCUGGAAGAACUUCGCCGACCAGAAGAAUCCGGAGAUGGUGACGGCCUGGCAGGGCCUGUCUGAUAUGCUGCCCACUACCAGAGGUCAGCCCUCCUCCAGCGCUCACAGUCUGGCCAGAAGGGUCUCCAUCUAUCUUGACAGGAGUAAGCAAGGAGGUGCAGGCAUGGUCGUGGACUGGGAGCAGGAGACUGGUCUCCUCAUGACCUCUGGAGAUGUUCGAGUCAUCAGGAUCUGGGACACUGACAGAGAGAUGAAAGUCCAGGACAUCCCAACAGGAGCAGACAGCUGUGUGACCAGCCUGUCCUGUGAUUCCCAGCGUUCGCUCAUCGUUGCCGGUCUGGGUGACGGGUCUGUACGCGUCUUCGACAGGAGAAUGGGUCCCAAUGAAUGUCGGGUGAUGACCUACAGGGAGCACGGAGCCUGGGUAGUGAAAGCUCAUCUACAGAAGGAGACAGAUGGACAUAUUAUCAGCGUCAGCGUUAACGGAGACGUUAGAUUCUUUGAACCACGGACACCUGACUCCAUUAACGUGCUGCAGACGGUGAAGGGGUUAACAGCCCUGGACAUCCACCCACAGGCUAACCUGUUCGCCUGUGGAUCGAUGAACCAGUUCAUAGCAGUCUACAACGCUAACGGCGAUGUGAUCAGCAACAUAAAGUACUAUGAUGGCUUCAUGGGUCAAAGGAUCGGGGCCAUCAGCUGUUUAGCCUUCCAUCCUCACUGGCCCCACCUGGCGGUAGGCAGCAACGACUACUACAUGUCCAUCUAUUCAGCAGAGAAGAGGCUCAGAUAACACACCAGCAUUCAUCAACCCCCCCUCGCCCCCUCUUCCUACCAAAACCACCACAUAUGACUUCUGACCCUGAGCCUCGAGCACCGGGAUGUAAAUGACGUUUUUGUUGUACAUAUGCAAUUACCACCCUGAAUGUUCUAGUGAUGGCUGCUGACAAAAACUCAUGCUACGAACGACUAUAUAUAUUAUUAUUAUUAUUAUUAUUAUUCUCAUUGUUUAUUCAUAUUCUUAUUAUGAAGCUAAUGAUUGUAGACUUGGCUGUGCUGAGGAGUGUGUAUAUUUAAAUAGCAUAUACAGAAGAAGAGAGGUUCUAUUUUAAAGAAGUGGUACCCACCGAUCACUGGGGCUCUUCCUCGCCACGCAGCGAGCUUCACUACCUGAACGAACUGUGACAACCCCCCCAACCAGAUGUGGCGACAGAGGGGUCAUCCAGAGGACAACACACACUGUUAAAACACAUUCACUGGUGCAAGAAAUACGGACUUGCCCUCUGCUGGACCCCAGUGUGUUUAUGAAUUCAUUUUAAAGACUGACUCUCGGUCAAAGGACACACAGUUUUGCUACUCCGCUACACCGCUGGCAAGACGUACCCAGAGAUUGGACUGUGGUCAUUUUUGCCUGACAUGUCAACAAGGCAGACAUGAUGAGUGUUUGUUUGUGCGUGCCUGUGUGUGUGUGUGUUAAAGUGGACUAUAGCACAGAUGAGCCCCACAGUGGGACUUUAUAGCCUUGGACUUAAGUGAUGCCCCAAAAAAUACGCCUGCUACCAUGCUAGGACUCUCCUCCCUGCUUUCUUGACCCCAGCGUGCCAAACAUAAUCAUAUUUUCCAUGAAAGCCCCCUUGUUGUGGCUCAGAGGGGUUUUUUUUGUGGGUUUAUUUGUUUAACUUAUAGCUUAAGGGAAAACCUUCAUUGCCCUAUGGAUGAUACAUACCCUUCUAUCUAGCACAGUGAGAGGAGAAGUAGAGCGGUAAAAGCUAAACUCAACUCCCAUCCAAUCCUACAAGGAGCCUGCAGCACCUGCCUAUCUGCCCUGCAAAGCAAUAAAGACCUCCCAUGAGUUAGCUUCAAGCUCCUCCCCCGACUUUUCAGAUAGAAAAUAGUGUUUCAGAUCGAAGGCAAUAGCAGUAUCAUAUGCCGUUGAGACGGUUGUGAUUGUCCCCCAGCACCCAGAGGUGCCUCACUACAGCAAUACAAACACACCCAUUUCCAUUCACAGCAGUGUAAUUCCUCUGAGUUUCUUUUUGUGUUCUUAGAGUACCAGAUGGGUGCGUGUUUACCCCAUCAGUGCAGCUCACAUCAGUGACAGGAAAUAUAUCAAUUAAAUUGAUCUUCCUGUGAUUGUCUAAACUUUCUGCUAAUCAGAACGUCCAAAUCCUCCCAAUGUGGAAUCAAAAGAGGGUGAGAAAAGCAAUUCAAAUUAUUUGGCCAAUGUGACAUGACGACACUGGUCCCAAAAGCACAUGUUUUGUUUGUUUUUCCCCUUGUGUGCCAGUCAAGUACAGCUCUCCCGUAGCUCACAUCUUUUUCUGGCUCCUGAAUACAUAAAUAGAAGUUGACCCUGAUAGCUUACCUAACCACAGUGAGGCAGCUUUCAUAUGUCUAGACUGUCAAAGGCACCCUUUGAGCACACGGUAUUGUAGAUUUAGAGUACUUUAGGCCAUGUGACUCAUUGCACCAGGGAUCACCUGCCGCCCCACUGUUGGGACUGUUUUUCAUUUUGAUGAAACCUUCUGUAAGGUUUGUUUUUUUCCUGUCUUUGAGUUUUUAUUUUGUUUUUAUUGCCAGAGGUGUUCGGUUUGAUUUUCUUUAACAAAGUUGGAGGCAUAAAGCGUGUUGCAUGUUCAAGGGUGGCAUCAGACCUGUGGCACUCUCUUUAACUCUGUACCUGUACAUGCCCACUGUAUCAGGUUUUAGUCAGUGUCCUAAAUCUCGCUCAGGUACCUCAACCACCUCAAACCACUGUCGAGCAACUGCCAGCCUCCCGGUGUCCGCAGCAUGAUGGACAGGCGAGGUCGGUCACAUGACCUGGCCGAGUGUCACUCCAGAGAUCGUGGUGCAGUUUGGUAAAGAUGCCUGUUUUUGUGCAUUAUCACCAUUGACGUGCCUCUUCUCUGGGGCUGCAGCUUUGCUUAUUUAACCUUUUUUUUUAAAUCAUAACUCUCUUUCUGUUUUGUAAUUUUGUGUUUUUAAUUCUGCUAGCAUUUUGUUUGCUUUGGCCUCAGUGAGAUGAAGGGAAGAGAAUGGGGAUGGCCUUAGUCUCACACACUCAUACACACACACACUUUGCACUGAAGUCUUUCCCGCCACACCCCCUUCUAUCAUGCCCCCUCCUUUCUUUCCUGCCGCGCCCACCUCACCCCUCUGCAUCAGAUGUCCCAAGCUUUGCUUUUCCCCGCAGAAGGAACGGACUUGUGGACUGAAAAUGAACUGGAAACACAUGCCAUGAAGUCCAUAUAAGCGACUACAGUAUCAGUCCCCACUAUCACCCAGUCACUGAGCUGUAGUGCUCUCCGUGGUUUAGCAGGCCUCAACUGCUUCACCGGCUCAGCCAAAAGCAUUGCCCAGAAUCACAUUCAUCUCUAAGUAUCCUGCUUUGAGUUUUAAGAUUUUAGACCUGGAGAAAAAGAAGAGACUUUAACAAAGUAGUAAGAAAGGAAAAAUGAAAACAAUCAGGUUUGUCUCUGUGACUUUAGACUGCUUUGCUGACUGUGGUUUAUAAGACAGGAGAUGAAAUCGAUGAAAUAAACCAAAUACAACACCUGA
Molecule: messenger RNA, 7305 nt
Organism: Thunnus maccoyii (southern bluefin tuna)
Lineage: Eukaryota; Metazoa; Chordata; Actinopteri; Scombriformes; Scombridae
Gene: rptor
Product: regulatory associated protein of MTOR, complex 1
Exons: 36
Coding region: 464-4540 (1358 amino acids)
Biological process (GO): cellular response to starvation; TORC1 signaling; positive regulation of protein serine/threonine kinase activity
Cellular component (GO): cytoplasm; TORC1 complex
Molecular function (GO): protein binding; protein-macromolecule adaptor activity
Source: RefSeq, a predicted model, not a curated record